Messenger RNA from Tetrahymena thermophila SB210, 882 nucleotides. RefSeq lists its product as hypothetical. The record is from RefSeq and is a predicted model, not a curated record. The transcript has a single exon. NCBI's taxonomy places the organism in Eukaryota, Ciliophora, Oligohymenophorea, Hymenostomatida, Tetrahymenidae.
AUGUAAAAAUAAUUUAUUAUUGCUCUCUUGUUGAUUAUUGCUGUCACCUCAAAGCCUGAUCUACUCUAAGGAAACCUCUUACGUUGCUUAGGAUAAAUAGGUAAAACUGUUAAGUAAGUCACAGACUUACUAGCUACUAUUUAAGAAAAGAAAGAUAAAGCUAAAAUACUUAGAGCUGUUGGAUAAAUUGCUGGUUAAAUUUAACCUUUAAUGGAAGAGUGCUCAAAUCCUAUGUGCUUAUUUGAAGCUCAAUUAAGAUGUGAAAAAUCUACUGGUAAAUCUUGUGAGCAAUAUGGUGCAAUUAUGUACCCUAAAUGUGAUAACGGGUUCUUCAAUGUAGGAUGUUGUCUCUGUGCAUCAUAAUGCCCUCCUGGUUUUAGAGAUGAUGGGUUUUUCUGUGCUAAGCCUUCUGCAUAUGGAAGAGGAGCUGGAUAUCCUUGGCAAUUUGGUGAUGCUUUCAAUCUCGAUAAUGCAACUAAAAGAUGCGAAAAAGAUAAUUCAUAAGGAUGUGAAUAAAAUGGGUUGAUUAUAUAUCCUAAAUGCCAAUAAGGAUUCCAUAAUUUUGGAUGUUGCAUCUGCUCUCCUGAUUGCCCCUCUGGAACAGUUGAUAUCGGUGUUUCUUGCACUAAACCAGUGUAUGGUAGAGGAGUUGGUUUCCCUAUGUACUAUGAUGAUUGCUCAAACAAAAAAUUGUUAAGAGCUUCUUCUGAAAAUUACGAAUCCUAUAAUAUUGAAGAACUGGAAGAAAAAAUGUUACAAAAAUCAGAAACUUUUAUUUAAAACCAACAUGACAUAGACGAAGCAGUUAAAAUUGCUAUUGAAUUAUAGAAGGUUACUUCUGCAUUUGAAAUCAAAGCUUCUGAACAACAAUAAAACAAAUGA